Spodoptera exigua (beet armyworm) is the source of this 917-nucleotide messenger RNA. The record is from the annotation of a GenBank genome assembly. Lineage: Eukaryota; Metazoa; Arthropoda; Insecta; Lepidoptera; Noctuidae.
CAUCAACAUACAACAUUUCAAAACGCACUCCCACUCCGGUAAAAGGGUGAGUGAACCGCCUCAUUGUUAUUUAUUGCAUUUGCCUCUAAUAAUACAUUAAUUAGCCGUUUUACGGACACAGCGAGUGCAAUAACAUAGGUCGCGAGAGCCAUGCCGAUGUGAGUAAUUUAAAAGGUGUGGCACGACAAGGGGCGUAGUUUCUCGUCUAGUGACAUUAGUGGCGUGAAAAAUAUUCUUCCUAACUCGUCGCAAGAUGACCGAGUACAAAUUGGUGGUGGUAGGCGCGGGAGGCGUCGGUAAAUCCGCAUUGACUAUACAGCUGAUACAAAAUCAUUUUGUGGACGAAUACGAUCCUACGAUCGAGGAUUCGUAUCGGAAGCAAGUUGUUAUCGAUGGUGAGACGUGUUUGUUAGACAUCCUCGACACGGCGGGGCAGGAAGAGUACUCUGCCAUGAGGGACCAGUACAUGCGGACGGGGGAAGGCUUCCUGCUGGUGUUCGCAGUGAACAGUGCUAAAAGUUUCGAGGACAUUGGCUCCUACCGGGAGCAAAUCAAGCGGGUGAAGGACGCGGAGGAAGUGCCCAUGGUGCUGGUGGGUAACAAGUGCGACCUGCAGGCCUGGGCAGUGGACAUGGCGCAGGCGCGAGAGGUGGCGCGGAGUUAUGGUGUUCCUUUCGUGGAGACGUCAGCUAAGACCCGCAUGGGCGUCGACGACGCGUUCUACACACUUGUUCGAGAAAUCCGCAAGGACAAAGCGAGUCGAGUAAAAAGGAAUAGGAGAGGUCGAACCAUAGGCCCCGGACGAAAGUUUAGGUGCACCUUUCUCUAAUUCGAUAAAUAACUUAGUACUAAUAUUUGUGGAUAUUAUCUGACGGUGAACGUGUACCUAAGUCAAUUUUAUUGUCAACAAACAACCC